AUGGACGAUGAAACGUCGUCAUCACCAUCGAAUAGCAUUGACGUAAAGCCACUUGUGAAGGUGCCCAGAAAUCGAGAAGAGAAUCGGCUCUAUAAGCGUGAUUUCAUUGACGACAAUAAUGUGCAUUUGUCAUACUUCAACUUCCGCAUAUUCUGGCCUGUCGCCAUCUUUUCUGUCACUAUGUACACCUGUUUCAUGGUCGGCGUAAUUGGAUCAUUGUAUAUGGAUGAUCUACCCACUCCAAUAGAAUUACGCAGAGCAUUCUGGACACGAUAUGGAUCCUUUCGAUUGAGAUGCAACACGACGAUACCAUUUCCCAAAAACGCGCUUCCAUCUAUCCUGAAUCUUUUCGAAAUCAAUGUCGUCGGGAAUGUUAUGAUGCGAUUGUGUGCUUGUCUACCUAUUGCGGUCCGACUUUUCGUAAUCUAUUGUAGAAGGACCCUCAUCCAGAACGACUUGGAGAAAUCAUCCUUCAUUCACAAUCUCAUAAACGAUAUGGUUCUAAUGUUGACAUUUGUUGAGCUGUUCUCGUUGGCAUUAUUCAGCGUUGUAACUAUUCGAAGAGACUCUGCAGGUAUAAAUCGCUAUUGUAAGACUGCGUUCGCCAUAUCGGCAUCUGUCAAUAUGCUACUUACAUCGGCCGUCGUGUUUGCUCACAAGAAAAAUGUGACUAAGAGAUUGGACUCGAUAUCAGUCUUUCUCAAGCUCAUGGCGACUGCAGCGUUUUGCUACUGUACGCCGCAUUAUUUCCAGCAUCACCAGGCCAGCAUAUCGUAUCCUGUAUGUCAUGCAUACUUGCCGCGAAUCUACGCAGUGUUCGAGUACACGAUGAUCAUUUCCUACGGUGUCUUUCACAUGACAUCGCUUAUCGACAUACGGCAUAUCACAUUUCUCUGCUAUCCACGCACUUGCUCAGGCGAAUGCGAACCGCUCGAUCCACAAAACUUCAAGAAAGGAGCGAAAUACGAGCACUGCCGUGCGUACGAGUAUCAGCAACGGCGUGCAUACGCGCAAAUGGACGAGGAUAGCUGCUGUUAGGAUCUCUGCAAGUUAAAAGCAAACACUACUGCUGGAUAUAAACCUCACUUCUCGAUGUGUGCCCGAGAGCACUCUCAGGUUUCGUAGUGUAACUUUUAGAUUUCAUGAUCUGCG
Messenger RNA from Cylicocyclus nassatus, 1152 nucleotides. Lineage: Eukaryota; Metazoa; Nematoda; Chromadorea; Rhabditida; Strongylidae. The record is from the annotation of a GenBank genome assembly.